Molecule: messenger RNA, 1005 nt
Organism: Epithele typhae
Lineage: Eukaryota; Fungi; Basidiomycota; Agaricomycetes; Polyporales; Epitheliaceae
Exons: 5
Coding region: 1-1005 (334 amino acids)
Source: RefSeq, a predicted model, not a curated record
AUGUUCUCCUGGGAGGACUCGCGCAAGCCUCUCAGCAAGUGCACUCGGUGCCUCGAUAAGGACGCCUGGUUACGCUGCACCGAGUGCUGGGAUAGUAGUCCGCAUUGCACGCAGUGCCACCUCACCGCGCAUCGCCACCACUGGUUCCAUUGGGUGGAGGCCCGCCGGAGUGAUGAUGAUCUCGACUUCACCAUUCGCCUAGGCCACGGUGGUGAGGCAUGCCCGUCCCGAGGGGGGUGGUUAUCGCCAUCCAAAAUCACCAUUUGCCACACGAACGGCAUCCAUCGCUGUCAAGUCGAGUUUUGUCACUGUCUCCAUGCCCCUUCCGUCCCCUGUCAACUUAUCCAGGAGCGCAUCUGGCCCGCCACCCUGGAUCAGCCUCAAACUGCGUUCACAACUCCACUACUCACACUGUACGACCACCUUUGGAACGUCAGCAACGUCAACGCCUACGACUUUAUUGACAUCUUGCAACGUCUGACCGACAGCGCGUUUCCUGACAAGGUGCCGGACCCCUACGACGCCUUCCGUCGUGUACAUCGCAUGUUCGAGCACCUGACGAUGAAGAAGCGUGCCAGUCAUUACCACGGCGUCAAGAUCCCCAACUGGAGCUCGGACGACCUCACGGUUGCAUGUCUUACUUGCCCACUCCCCAGCGUCAAUCUUCCCCAUGAUUGGGCUCAGGAAACGCGUGCCCCAUAUAUUUACCGCCACAACCUCGGGGUCGACGCCUGCCAUGGUAUGCCGAAGAGGACCAAGAACGACGACAAGAACGACAAAGCCCUUAGCGAGGGGCAAGGGUUCAUGGUCAAUUGUACUUCCAUCUAUCAGAUGAUACCGCUAACUGUCGCGAAGACCCAUACCUGCAGCAGCUUCAAGGUUGCUCGCGCGCAGCGUUUGGGCAAGUUCCGGACAGUCGAUAUCAGUGGCGUCGCCGCCAUAACCUGUCGUCAUACCUUCUUUUUCCAUCAAGGUGUAAUCGACCUCAUCUCGGGAGAGCGGUGA